UUCCACAGCCGAAUUCACACAGGUAAAAAUGAAUUAACAGGUAGAAAGAAGCGUACGAGACCCCCUUUGGGCGUAGCUGCGAGAUGUCUGGUACUAAAGCUCUGCCCUUUGGAUGUCCUCCGCCGCCGCCUCUUCGUCGAUGAAAUCGAAGAACAUGGGCGCGCAGAACUCGUCUAGGACCGCCACCCCACCGCCGCCGUUCGCCUCGUAUCCUUCUAAAGAUCUCCUGCUUCACCUCGUUUUGUGUCGCCGGAGAACCGAUGUUAGAAGGGGAAUUAGGGUUAUCAUGUCGAUUGCAACGGUCGAGAUAUUUGAAGCAGGCAUCGGCGAAUAGGUACUUUCGAAAGGUUGGAUGUCGUAUCGGGUGGCGCCCCGAACGAGCUACACUCGCGAAUGGUAAUGUGGCCGUGAGCCAUAAAAUCUAGCACCGGCGCGACGACUGAAGUAACGACUCCAAUUUGUAGAUGAGAUGGCGCGCAUCUAGAAGCCUGAGGGAGGAUCGGACGGUGUGCAACCUCUAACUCCGCAUGUCACGACUUAACCGGAACACCCUUUAUGUCUAUCGUUUGGGAGAGAGGACGGUGACAGGCGAAAAUGUUUGGCCGCCUCCAACGCCUUCGCCUCCUCAGAUGCCUCUCGGCCGUCCAAAUCCCUGCCCAACCCCUUCCUCCUAUCGCCGUACCUCCUAACUCCUUGUCCGUUGCGCCAACAGCCGCCGCCCUGAAACCCAUCAGCUGCCCCCGACUCUUCUCCCUGUAUCAUCUGAGGCGGCGAAGACCAAGCGAAAGAGUUCCUUUCUGCUCUCGGUCGACGCAGACGAAUGAAGGCGCCGCCAUGGCCUACCUCUCGGUCCGCAUUCGAUGCCGCAAAUGUGACGCUGAUAUACUUUCAGAGUCUCUAUUGUGCUUUGGUGCUAGUUCUACUAGCAUGGAUGAAUUAAGUGAUUCUCAUGAUCUUGAUGAGAUUUGGAUAACUUGCAUAUUUGCAGUUAAUCAAGAUGUGCAUACUUGCAUCUCGCAUGCCAUCAGCUCAAUUGGUUUGAACUAUGGACCAAAUUAUGAAGUCUCAGUGGGUGAAGAAUGUGAUUGGGUAAAAGGUGUACAGGAAACUUUUCAUCCUGUUGAGGUUACUGCUGGUCUCUGGAUUGUCCCCAAAUGGAGAGAGCCCCCUGAUUUGCAAGCAACAAACAUAUUCCUUGAUCCGGGAAUGGCUUUUGGGACAGGGGAACACCCAACAACGAAGUUGUGUUUGAUGUUGCUACGCAAGUUACUACAUGGUGGAGAACAAUUUUUGGAUUAUGGCACAGGAUCUGGAAUUCUAGGAAUUGCUGCUGUGAAGAUGGGAGCUGCCGCAUCUAUUGGUAUAGACAUAGACCCACAAGCAGUUACUUCAGCUCGUCAGAAUAUUGCAUCGAAUGAUAUGGAUUCCAGCAAAAUGUUGGUCUACUUGGUUCCCAGCAAAACCGACUCAUCGUGUACCGAUGCAGAAAGCAACAUGGAUCCAGAAGAGAGACCUUUGCUUAACCUUGAACUGAAAUCUGCAAAGGGGAAAUUUGACAUCAUCAUUGCAAAUAUACUCCUCAACCCUUUAUUGGAGUUGGCAAAGGAUAUUGUUUCUUAUGGAAAGCCCGGCGCAAACAUUGGUCUAUCGGGAAUCCUAUCCGAACAGGUGCAACAAAUCAAAGAAACUUACUUGCAGUACCUCGAUGAUAUCUCGAUAUCUGAAAUGGAAGGUUGGGCGUGCCUCCAUGGUAUCAGAAAAGAGAACCUGACGUUGUAGUAAGCAAUCUCCAUAGCAACUGGUGUGAUCGAUGAACAGCUGAAUUGUUGUGCUACUAUGAACAUUUUCAAAAGAAAUUAUACAUAUUUUUUUGCUUGACUGA
Molecule: messenger RNA, 1882 nt
Organism: Musa acuminata AAA Group (dessert banana)
Lineage: Eukaryota; Viridiplantae; Streptophyta; Magnoliopsida; Zingiberales; Musaceae
Exons: 7
Coding region: 595-1779 (394 amino acids)
Biological process (GO): protein methylation
Cellular component (GO): mitochondrion
Molecular function (GO): protein methyltransferase activity
Source: RefSeq, a predicted model, not a curated record